Messenger RNA from Ananas comosus (pineapple), 1160 nucleotides. Its product is annotated as glutathione S-transferase F3-like. The coding region runs from base 235 to 918 and encodes 227 amino acids. Gene Ontology annotation, cellular component: cytoplasm. Gene Ontology annotation, molecular function: glutathione transferase activity; glutathione binding. The record is from RefSeq and is a predicted model, not a curated record. Lineage: Eukaryota; Viridiplantae; Streptophyta; Magnoliopsida; Poales; Bromeliaceae. The transcript has 4 exons.
AUCUCGAUUAUUACACUGUAUCUCGUUCCUUUUUAAGCACAUGUAAUGUCUGUGCAGAUAACCUAGGCUUGAUAAUCAUCGUAAGUUGCAUUAUAGAGAAGUAUUGUGCGUAAGCCUCUGGUUAAAUCCACUUGUGAGACAUGAAUUCCAGCCUUACCUGAACUUAAAUUCCCCUUGGGAGUGUGAAUGCUACCUUCAUCGAGCUAACUGUAAGAGAACUCAAGGGAAGUAAGAAUGGUGGGCUUGACGGUGUUUGGGCAACCGGCAUCCACAGAUGUCGCAAGGGUGCUUACGUGCCUCUUCGAAAAGAACGUGGAGUUCCAACUUGUUCGCAUUGACACAUUCGAUGGAAAUCAUAAGGUCCCUGAGUUCCUCAAAUUGCAGGAUCCUAGUGGUCAGGUAACGUUCAAGGAUGGGCUGCUCACCCUUGUGGAUUCAAAGGAGAUAUGUCGGCAUAUCUGCGUAAAAUAUGCAGAUCAGGGAAACAAGGCUCUCUAUGGAAAAGGCAUUCUGGAGAAGUCAUCGAUUGAGCAGUGGCUACAAGCAGAAGCCAUAAACUUUGAGCCUCUUAGUUCUUCGCUUGUCUUUCAUCUAGCUUUUGCUGAACCGUUGGGAAUGUUGCCCGACCAAGAUGAGAUAGCUCAAAAGGAGAAGAAGCUCUCCUCACUCCUUGAUGUAUAUGAUGAUCGGCUUGGCGAGAAUGAAUACCUGGCAGGCCGUGAAUUUACACUUGCUGAUCUUUCCCACCUUCCUAACUCGCAUUACCUUUACACCACGUCGGAGAAAGGAAAGAAGCUCUUCACUUCGAGAAAAAAUGUGGAGAGGUGGUGGAGAGCAAUCUCGGCUCGGCCCUCGUGGAAGCAGGUGGUCGAAAUGCAAAGUGAGAUUCCUGUUCCACUUAAGAAGCCAACCAAGUAGGAGUUUGUUGUGCUGGCGUUGUUGCACCGUCUUGUGAUUUGUUUGUGCUAGAUGUUUUAUGUCAUUUAAGUUCUUCUUUAAUCUGUGUCGGGACGAAGUAUGGAGUUUGUGUGUGCCAACUGAUGAGAAGGAUCUGUGUCAUUCGCAAUUUCUUUGCUGCAACUUGUUUCCUGAAAUUUAACUUACUGGUGUUAGAAUUUCCAUCCAUUCUCCAAAGUAAUCUAUAAGUGCCAAGUUUGUCA